AUGUCGCCAGUCCCGGCUAGGCUGAUCUUUCCUUUUCUUCUUGUUGUAAAUUGCUUGCUAUGGUCUCGAAGUCGCUAUGCGCAACCUAGCCCACUCAUUGAGCAAUCUAGUCUUGUGAGGAGGAUAUCAUACCAACUAGCAAAUCCACAAACAGUACACCCGUUCAGUGGUAAGAAAGAGUGUCGGCCCCUUGAAUUUCCAAUCACCGCACAGUGCAGACAUGUAGCAGAUGAUUGUCCACCAAGCGAUACGUUCCUUGGCAUCAAUUACCUGCACCAGUACCUUUGCACAGACGUCAACCUCCGACCUCUGGCGUUCACAGGCCUUUUGGUCUGGCUAGUUUUCCUCUUUUCUACAUUAGGCAUAAGUGCCUCCGAUUUCUUCACUCCAAAUCUAGCCUCGAUUGCUCAGCUGCUCGGACUGGACGAGAAUGUCGCUGGCGUCACCCUCUUGGCUUUUGGAAAUGGAAGUCCGGAUGUGUUCUCGACGUUCUCCGCUAUGCGAGCGGGUUCAGGGAGUUUGGCGAUAGGUGAGCUCGUUGGCGCCGCAUCCUUCAUCGUGUCGUGUGUCGUGGGAUCGAUGUGUAUUAUCAAACCGUUUCGGGUUCAUCCAAGGCCCUUCUUGCGCGACGUCUGCUUUUUUGCCAUGGCAGUGGCCAUGAUGUUGGUGAUUCUUUGGGAUGGUCUAAUCUUUCCUUGGGAGGCGGGCAUGCUUAUUGGCCUUUACUUGGUGUAUGUGUUUACUGUCAUUGUUGGAACCUGGUGGGAGCGGAAACAAGAACGCAAGCGGCAAAUAGAGGCUAUGAUACGGGCAGAGUACGAGGAUGAACCCAUCCUCGCACCAUACACUGACAACGACAGCCCUCCAUCAAACUCAUUGACUGUGGCGCCCCCGUCAUUGAGCAGGGCCCGCGCGAUUUCUGCUCCCGCUCCGCCCCGAAUACAGACCAAUCUCCCUCCACGGCCAUACUCUCGAACGCCAUCACCAUCGCCAUCGCAAUAUGUCACACAACUGCCUUCGUUCUCUUUAGUUGGUGCUUUGGAAUUCCGUGAAGUAGUGGCUUCGCUUCAACGUCAAGCGGCAGGUCCGUCGCUGAGCAUCUUCGAGAGUCCAGUUACACCGUAUGCAGGCGGACACUAUCAUUCCCAUCCGCUGCGAUCUCACUCGAGGUCCCCUCGUACCUCACUGUCAAGUCAAGACGACGAAACACUCAACGGCCUACCCUUGAACGAGCGGCCUCGUCGACAUCUACCUUCGCCUUCCCCGCAGCAUCUACAUCCGCACGAAUCGGCCGACUAUUUCACAGGAGUUUCGAGCCAUGGCACGCACACCCCAGUUCCUUCCAUAUUUCGGACACCCGCUUCACCCACAAUUUCUGAUGGAGAGAGUGAAGUUCGUGUCUAUAUACCUCCCACUCGAAGACAGCGCGUGUUCAACGUGUUGGGAAAGUUGCGUCACACUCUGUUUCCUACACUCCACCAUUUCAGAGAGCAAAGUCUGCUGGGUCAGAUUGCAUGCCUUUUUGCUGCUCCUGCCGUUUCACUUCUCACUUUGACCCUGCCUGUCGUUGUGACACCCUAUCAGAGUAGCAGUCAAGGGCGGGAAAAGCUUCAUCAUAUGGAUGCACGCCUCGUUGACUUCGAAGAAGAGGGCAUUGAGCGCGUACUCAUAGCAGAGGAGGAAGUUGAGGAGAACCUACAUGAAAUGUCCUUCAACAAAUGGCUGAUGGCUGCACAAUGCAUUUUUGGACCACUCUUCUGUGUGGGUGUACUUUUUGGUUAUUCGACGUCGAAGAUCUGGUUGCCGGUUGUGACACUCGUCUCGGGUCUCAUACUCGGCACGUUAGUAGCUGUUUUCGCUGACAAGGGCAACCAUCCUACUGCCCGAAUCGCUCGCUGUUCAAUGGGGUUCUUUGUUUCCAUCGUCUGGAUCAUGGCAAUUGCCGACGAGGUCGUCAAUGUCCUUCAGACUUUUGGCUUCAUCUUCGGAUUGUCGGAUGCCAUCAUAGGUUUGACCAUCUUUGCUGUUGGAAAUUCUCUGGCAGAUCUCGUCGCCAACAUGAGCGUGGCGGUCUUCGCUCCCAUCAUGGGGUUUUCUGCGUGUUUCGGCGGUCCCAUGCUCAACAUUCUUCUGGGUGUCGGCAUCUCAGGCUCCUACGUCAUUCAUCAAAACUCAGAGCCAUACGCACUGGAGUUAUCGCACACACUCCUGGUCAGCUCGAUUGGCCUCCUUGUUCUGCUAGCCGCUACUUUGAUCUUCGUCCCUUUGAAUGAUUACUUCCUUACUCGUAGAUGGGGGAUUCUUCUGAUCUUCUCUUACACGAUCAUCAUGAUAAUCAACAUCGUUGUGGAACUCCAUAGUUCCAAGUAG
Messenger RNA from Laccaria bicolor S238N-H82, 2370 nucleotides. RefSeq lists its product as uncharacterized. The record is from RefSeq and is a predicted model, not a curated record. Bases 1 to 2370 code for a protein of 789 amino acids. The transcript is spliced from 6 exons. Lineage: Eukaryota; Fungi; Basidiomycota; Agaricomycetes; Agaricales; Hydnangiaceae. Gene Ontology annotation, cellular component: membrane. Gene Ontology annotation, biological process: transmembrane transport; monoatomic cation transport; intracellular calcium ion homeostasis. Gene Ontology annotation, molecular function: monoatomic cation transmembrane transporter activity.